Messenger RNA from Mollisia scopiformis, 549 nucleotides. RefSeq lists its product as uncharacterized. Bases 1 to 549 code for a protein of 182 amino acids. The transcript has a single exon. Lineage: Eukaryota; Fungi; Ascomycota; Leotiomycetes; Helotiales; Mollisiaceae. The record is from RefSeq and is a predicted model, not a curated record.
AUGCAAUUCUCAACUACCACGCUCAUCUUCCUCCUCGCCACGGCAGUAGCAGCUAGUCCUCUACCUGUCGAAUUCAACAACGACUUAGCCAUUCGAGCCAAUCCUCCUCCUCAAGGCCCACCACCACCUGCAGGCCAGAAUGGCGGCAACAAGCCUGCGCCACCUGCGAAUGGCGGGAAUAAGCCAGCAAACGGAGCAAACCAGCCUCCCGCCAAACAAGGACCGCCAAAGCAUGCCAUUCGAGCCGGUCCUCCACCACCAGGCCCUCCUCCUCAGAAUGGCGGCAACCAGCAAGCUCCACCCGCAAACGCUGGCAAUAAGCCUGCCCCUCCAGCAGCAAAUGGAGGGAACAAGGCGCCUGCUGCUCAGCAAGGUCCACCAAAACACGCCAUUAGAGCUGGUCCUCCACCACCACAACCUCCUCCUCAGAAUGCUGGCAACAAGCCUGCGGCACCUGCGAAUGCUGGAAAUAAGCCUGCACCUCCAGCAGCAAACGGAGCGAACAAGGGGCCAGCUGCUCAGCAGGGACCACCAAGAAAUGGGAACUGA